AUGCUUUUGGUCCCAUGGGAGUUGGCAAGGUCUACCUCAAACCUCAAAGCCGCCUCCUGGCUCCAGGACAUCGAAACCACAAAAUCCCUCCUAACUCACCCAUCCCUCGGCACAAAAUGCUUCGCAACCCGCUGCUUCGAAGUAAUCAACCGACCGACUCCUCGGCCCACCCACGAACCCAGUGCCACAGGGACUCCCAACCGACGGAGACCAGCUGGAACCCCAGUAACCCCAGCACCAGCACAUGGCCCCACAACCUCUGUCUAA
Messenger RNA from Penicillium samsonianum, 267 nucleotides. RefSeq lists its product as uncharacterized. Bases 1 to 267 code for a protein of 88 amino acids. NCBI's taxonomy places the organism in Eukaryota, Fungi, Ascomycota, Eurotiomycetes, Eurotiales, Aspergillaceae. The transcript has a single exon. The record is from RefSeq and is a predicted model, not a curated record.